UGGACCAGAUGCUCAAACCGAUCAGUUGCCUUCUUAUGAGACAUGUUCCAGUGCCACCUAUCGCCACAUUACGUGCGGUUUCGAGCAGACGGAGUUUUGCAGCUGGCACCAGAGCGGCAACGCUUCUGGUUGGUUAAUAACAGAAACUCUUCCGUUCCCUCUUCCUAAUAAUUACCCACAGGACUCGAACAAAAGAUUAGUUUACAAUGGAACUAGCCCCUCUGUCAGCAUAGUGGAGAGUGACUACAUUGGUCCAGUUGAGGCGAAACUGCAUUUCAAAGUGUACAUUUUUGGGCCAGGUUUACAAUUUUUGCGGUUAUAUGCGGCCAGUAUGCAAACCUACUUUCUGCUGUGGAACUCUACCGAUUCCAACACAACUCGAUCAUCGGGACGAAUGUGGCAAGACGUCCAGCUUGACCUUUGUAUAAAAUUUCCGUUUAAGCUUGUAUUUGAAGUCGCCGUGAGCAGCAAAGAAUACAUUGCAGCCAUGGAUGACAUUCGUCUGGAAGAUGAGUGUAUGACCCUAGAACAUGGCGCCGAUUGUGCGGAUAUGCAUCAGUUCAUACCACUAGAGAAUAUCCCAGUGAAAAAGGAAACUGGACCAUUACUAGCUCCAGCUCCAUCGGGAAGUGUCAGCUGCCAGUUUGAAUUGCCAAACUUUUGCGGUUGGUCCAAUUCCCAUGCAGACCAUACAGUAUGGAAUAGUUCGGCUUCGCCAUCCGGAAAGAAUGCUGUAAUAGCCCGUUGUGAUAGAGUGCAGCAUGUACAAAUCACAUCCUACUUGAGUAGUCCCAGAACAAGCUGUGAUCAAUCAAAAUUGUGUUAUUUUGAGUUCGGUUACAGAUCAUCCGAAGGGAAAGUAGUGAAGCUGCAGCUUUGGAUGGCCUUCAAUGAGACGUUCCCAGCACACUUGUUGUGGGACAGCGGAGUCAACAUCAUUCCAGACUUUGUGUCAGUGGCUGUAAAUUUGACCAACAGUCCCGCUAUAUUCUGGUUAAGUGUGGCGAUAACAUUCUUCGAAGACGCAACCACCGUCGAAUUAACAAGUCUCCAAUUUUACAGAAAUGAUAGUCUUGUGGACGAUAAACCGGAUUACCUAAUUAUUACUAUUUGUGGAAAUUUGGUUGGAAUACUCUGCAUAAUUGCUAUACUGGGUGCUAUUUUCGUUUAUCGACGUUCCCGAGCAAAGUUGGAAUACUCCAAACGGGUUUCUUUAUGUGGGGUACCCUUUCCACUGCUAGAAGAAUUUGAGUUACCAACUAAUUCAGUAACUUUAGAAAACAAGCAACUACGGCCCAGCCAUUUUUGCCACGUUGGAUUUGCACGAAUAACAAAGCCCCAUGACAAGCAUUUUGGCAGUGCGACUACUCUGGCUAUUGUGAAAUUCCUUUCAGACAGAUACACUCCAGAGGAAGAGAGAUAUUUUCUAGCGGAAAUGGGAGCUUUCAUGUUAAUCGGCCGGCACAUAAAUAUCGUCAGCUUGAUAGGAGUGAUACUGAAAGAUCGUCCGAUGAUUGUAAUGGAAUACUGCGCUAACGGAUCCUUGCUGCAGUAUCUGCACAAUGACAGCAACUACGUUUAUCUGAAAAGGCGGGCUUCGAAUCAACUCAUCCAGACUGAAGCACAUCGCUUAUUUGUACAAAGCGAACUACAAAGUCUGCUUUCGAUCAUACAUCAAAUGGCAUCCGGGAUGGAAUUCUUGUCCAGUCGCGGUUUUCUUCACAGAGAUCUUGCCGCACGAAACGUGCUACUGGACUCCGGUCUAAUAGCUAAGAUCGGCGAUUUCGGUCUGGCCAGAAACGAUAGCGAAUACAUCUUGCAGCGGCAGAAUGUCAAGUUGCCACUUGGUUGGAUGGCUCCGGAGACGCUGGUGCCAAUGGAAGGCCGCUAUAGCGAGAAAAGCGAUAUCUGGUCAUUUGGAGUUGUUGUGUGGGAGUGUUUCACGUUUGGCAAGUCCCCAUUUGAGCAGGAGUUUCCACGGGGAAUUCAGUGGAAUAUCUUACUGGACUUCAUAGCGCGCGGCGAACGGUUGCUGCUUCCUGAUAUCUGUCCACAGUGGAUGGCAGCUUUGGUUUCGUCCUGUUGGAGCAUUCAACCGGAAGAUCGUCCAGAAUUUCGCGAGAUCCUCCUGAAAAUUGUCAAAAAUUCAAAUUGUUUGUGAGAUGUACACUGUAUAUGUGUUGGCUGGAGCAACCAGUAGCUCUGUACGGUCAUAAUGUUCUGCAUCGCUGAGAAAAGUCUGAUCAGCAAAUUACCGAGCGAA
This is a messenger RNA of Paramacrobiotus metropolitanus, 2263 nucleotides long. RefSeq names its product macrophage colony-stimulating factor 1 receptor-like. Gene Ontology annotation, cellular component: signaling receptor complex; membrane. Gene Ontology annotation, molecular function: transmembrane receptor protein tyrosine kinase activity; ATP binding. Lineage: Eukaryota; Metazoa; Tardigrada; Eutardigrada; Parachela; Macrobiotidae. The record is from RefSeq and is a predicted model, not a curated record. Bases 332 to 2161 code for a protein of 609 amino acids. Gene Ontology annotation, biological process: cell surface receptor protein tyrosine kinase signaling pathway; positive regulation of kinase activity; multicellular organism development. The transcript has 12 exons.